Eufriesea mexicana is the source of this 2315-nucleotide messenger RNA. RefSeq names its product mediator of RNA polymerase II transcription subunit 15. The record is from RefSeq and is a predicted model, not a curated record. NCBI's taxonomy places the organism in Eukaryota, Metazoa, Arthropoda, Insecta, Hymenoptera, Apidae.
AUGACAAACAGUUCGUCGCGGAAAAGUGGUAACAACCCCACCUGGUUUCUCGGGUGCGGCCUUUCCCCUUCGUCUAUAAAGCCACUAGGAAUCCACUUCUGCCGAACAUUCACUCGGCGCUUCGUCACUCAUUUGUUCACCAUGUGGCUGCUUAUCCUCGCAGGUCUUUUAGCGGUUUCCGUAGGUGAGGAGACGGUUUCAAAUACGGUAGAAAAAGCGAAAACCUCCUCUGACAAUGCACGCGACAUUGUUAUGUUGGAAAUCGAUGUCAAGGAACCUGUGAAGAGAUCCCCGAUUUCAGCCAGUGCCGAAUAUGGUGCUCCAUCCAAUCAGUACAUUCUUCAAUCAGCAGAUGGUAGCCAAGAGCUACCUCCAGAGUACUUAUCUCUAAUACAAGAAUACGCUCAAGAGGCACCACAACCGCAAGCACCACCACGGAAUGUGCAGCCAGCAUAUGCGAAACAGCAGCAAGCAUUGCAGCAGGCAUAUUACAACUACCGGAAACCAACCGUAGUACCACCUCGACCUCGUGCUCAACUUCAUCCUCAGGCUUUAGCUCAAGCUGAAAUAGCCGCGGAAAUCCAAGCUCACGUCGAUGCUCAAAGCCGCACAGACGCUAUUCGUACAGCUCGUUUAGGUUCGAAACCUUCUCCCGCGUCAGCGUAUCAAACGGCACCUUAUGGACAACCAAAACUGGGAACAUUCGAACAAGAAUUAUUGCAAUUAGUCUCGGCUAAUCAAGCCCAAGAAUUCAAGUUGCUUCCGACUCAACCUAAAGGAAGUACGUCCGCUUAUUCGCAACAAUUAGUAAGUUAUCCAGCUCAAUAUGCGAAACCAGCCGUGGAGGCAGCUCAACUACCCGAACAGUAUCAUAUCGAGACUUCUCCCCCGCGUUAUCAACAACAACAACAACAACAACAUCCAGCACCAUCUUAUCAGUCGGUCGAAGAGCCUGUUCAAUAUCAACCAGUUCAACCCGCCAAAGCUUUUAAUCCGUCGCCACAGUACGAUUAUAUCGAUGACGACACAUAUUUGAAAGCCCUUGAACAAGCUCAAGCUCAAGCUCAAGCUCAAGCAGAAGCGCAAGCGUUAGCUUACCACAAAAUUGCGCAAGCUGCCUAUAAGAAGCAUAGACAGGAUGCGUUGGAGCAAAUGAGACUCACCAACGAACGUCACAGACAACAGUCUGCACUGGAACAGAUUCAACAAGGUGCUCAAGUAAGCGAUGCAGGACGUGUCCAUUUGGAAGAACAGUAUCAGCCUAAAGACUCAGCUUCCGCUUAUAGGGCAAAGUUGAAAGCUCAGGUAGCCGCGGAAACAGCUGAGGCUAGGAAACUGCAACAGGCGCAAGAAUUUAAGGCACAUGCAGAUGCUAUUCGUAAACUCGAAGCUCAGCAACAAGCUCAUCUGAAAGUACAAGAAGAAGUUCAUAACUAUGCUCAGAACUUUGACAAGAUUCAAGCACGCGCACAAGCCUUGGCGCAAGCUCAAGCCGAAGCUCUUUACAAAUCUCAGCUUCAAGCUCGUAAUCAGGUUAAAAACGAAAUUCUGGCAAUCUCCAAGGGUCAAGUACAAGCAAAGAAAGUAGAUCCCGACUCAGCCGUGUAUCAUUAUUCACUUUCUAGCACUACGUCUCUUCCUUUGCUCAAUAGUUAUUUCACCAAUGAACAGUUGCAAAAAUACCAAACGUCAGGAUCUUCUUACGUUCCGAGAUCAGUUCCAAAACCCGACGACGUAAAUCCAAUCGUUGAAGCACCAACGCAUGUGCAGCCACUUAUUACGCAACCGCGGCAAACUCAUAAAUUAAAAGUACCAUCGUCUUCUCAGGCGGUUUAUGUAUCGGAAUCGGGUUUGAUAAAGAAGUCACCUAUCAAGUCGAUAACCGUGGAAGAAGUGACCAUCGAACCUGACCACCUCGGUAACCAUCCUUUACCAACACCUAAAGGGCGCACUCUGACCGAGGAAGAUUUGUCGGCAUUAAUCAACGCAGGAUACACUGUUACUCCCGUGACGCAACCUGCUAAAACUAUUCAUUUCGCGCCCGAUAACGCAUCUGCCGCUUACUAUGCGAAGAAACAAAAGGCUGCUCUUACAAGGCCUGAGUACAUUACUUACGAGGAGGUGAUUCAACGUCCGCGAAAACUUAUUAGGAAAAACAGGCCGAUUUUGAAGCACGGUGACAAAGAAGUUGAUGCAAGUGAAAAAGUUACCUACUUGGUACCACUCGAACCAGCUUUCGGCACGAGACAACCUCCUCUCAAGCACGAAGAGUAAUUUGGUUCAAACUUGGCUACUACUUAUCAUCGUUGCAUCGA